Vitis riparia (riverbank grape) is the source of this 1058-nucleotide messenger RNA. RefSeq lists its product as uncharacterized. The record is from RefSeq and is a predicted model, not a curated record. NCBI's taxonomy places the organism in Eukaryota, Viridiplantae, Streptophyta, Magnoliopsida, Vitales, Vitaceae. The transcript is spliced from 2 exons. The coding region runs from base 57 to 1004 and encodes 315 amino acids.
UCACAGCCCAUAAACUGAAUGGGCAAAAUUAUUUGCAAUGGUCUCAAUCCAUAUUAAUGUUUAUACGGGGAAAGGAGAAAGAUGACUACAUCACUGGAGCUUCGGCGGCACCAGAAACCACAGCAUCAACCUACAAGAAGUGGAUAGCAGAAAAUAAUAUGGUCAUGUCCUGGCUAGUCAACUCUAUGACCCCUGACAUUGGUGAAAAUUUUCUGUCAUUUGAUACUGCCAAAGAAAUCUGGGACAUUGCAAAAGAAACUUUCUCAGACAAGGAAAACACAUCUGAAAUCAUCCAGAUUGAAGGCAUCCUCCACGAUUUGCGUCAAGGAAACCUUACGGUAACUGAAUAUUUCAAUACUCUUACUCGUCUAUGGCGUCAACUUGAUACGUUUGAGGUUCAUAACUGGAAUUGUGUUACAGAUGGUUUGUUGUAUAAAAAGAUUGUCGAAGGGAAACGUGUGUUUAAAUUUUUGUUAGGUUUGAACAAAAAUCUUGAUGAAAUCAGAGGAAGAAUCAUGGGAGUAAAACCUCUACCUAGCCUCAGAGAGACAUUCUCUGAAGUGCGUCGUGAAGAAAGUCGGAAAAAUCUCAUGAUGGGAUCCCAUCAACAACUGAAUAUGGCAGAAAGCUCGGCUCUUAAGACUCAAUUCGCUCCUUUUGACAACCGUCAAAAAAUUAAAGGAGGUAGACCUUGGUGUGAUCAUUGCAGAAAGCCGGGACACUCAAGAGAAACUUGCUGGAAGAUUCAUGGAAAGCCAGUAGAUUGGAAGCCACGUCAACCACUUGAGAAAGAAGGACGAGGCAAUCAUGUGGCUACCGAUGAACAAUCGCCACAACCUGAAGCUAGCCCUUUUAAUAAGGAGCAAAUGGAGAUGCUUCAGAAACUACUGUCUCCUCUUUUGUCAGUACAGUCACAAACUGGCUCAUCUUCCAACCAGCUCAUUGGUUCCGGAACCUUGGCUCACAAAGGAUUUGGAUUCGGGGAAGACGAUUGGCAAUGCUGAGGAAUGCUCUGGACUCUACAUCCUUAAGGAGCUCCAUGAUCCACAAGAACAACC